AAAGUCUGGCUGUGGGAAAUCUUGUCAGCAGUUUUCAGCCUCCUUUGUAUGGGCGCUGUCAUCGCAAUCCUGGCAUACAUGGAUAAGGAACUGCUUGAAGAUUGGCAUUUUCCCAUAUCUCCUAACGCGUUGGUGUCAAUUUUUAUGACGCUCGCCAAAAGCGCCAUGCUUUUGGUUGUUGCAGAAGGCAUUAGCCAGCUCAAGUGGGUCUAUUUCCGAGAACAAUCCCACCGGCUUUACGACAUGCUUCACUUUGACAACGCAAGCAGAGGACCUUGGGGUGCGGCAGAGUUGAUGUAUAGCGUACGAUGGCAUGCUACUAUAGCAUCCAUCGGUGCUUUUAUUACCAUCGUUGCCCUAGCUAUGGAUCCCUUUACGCAGCAGGUC
Molecule: messenger RNA, 387 nt
Organism: Pseudocercospora fijiensis CIRAD86
Lineage: Eukaryota; Fungi; Ascomycota; Dothideomycetes; Mycosphaerellales; Mycosphaerellaceae
Exons: 1
Source: RefSeq, a predicted model, not a curated record